AUGAUGCAAGUGGCAAACAGGCUACUUUUACAAUCUUCUACUGGGCAUUCAACAAGCGAGGAACUGACCGAAUUGUGCUCCCUUUUUAUACAGGACGUAAUAGAUGAGUGCAAUCAAAACACUCUGCAGCCGGAUUCAGCAGGUGUCAAUUGCUUGGCUGCUGAGGAUCUUGCUCAAGGAGACGUAAAGCCAGAGAACGUUAAGACAGCAGCAGGUGGGACAGACUAUAACAACUCUGACUCUGUCAUCAUGAGUUUCUUUAAAACCUUGGUAAGAUUUUUGCCAUCACUUUAUCUGAAUGGAAUUGGUGUAUGUAUGAAUUGUUGUAAGAUAGAAUUGCUGCCCCGCGGUUACAGAGAGACAUUUAGGAGGGAAGAUGUGCUUUGCAUCACAUGGGCAGCACAAACUAACACAGUCAAAGCUGCAAAGGUUCAGUACAACGUGAAAUGAUUGCAAACAAUGUAUGUGGGGCAGGAGAUUCAAUUUAGUGUGCAUUUAAAGGGAAAUUUAUUUCAUUUGCACAUUGGGAAACACUACAUGAAUCAAACUGUCCUUUGACAGUUGCACUUCUCUGAAUUUCGCAAGGCAGUUCUUCCUCCAAGCAAUGUGUACAAAAAUGCAUACAGCAGUGAAAAUACAAAAAUUGCUUUUCAGACAUGGGUAUAUUGGGCACAAUUGCAUACAAAAGUGCAAAUGGAGGGAGGGGUAUCACAAAACAAAAACAAAACUGCAAACUGAUGUGGAAACAUGGAGAACUGAACUUAAGACUAGUGAGGAAAACCAAAACUGGUAUAUUCAAUAGAAUGAGUAUCAAUUGUUGUUGACCAAGGCAGAAAGUAAUUAAUUUGUCGUGUAGCUAGAGGCAAAAAAAUGAUGGUAAUUCAGCACUUGUAAUAGAUGUAUAGGAGAGGGCAUUUCUGUGGGUGUAGCUUAUUAUGCAAGCUACACCUGUUGAAACUCCUACACAAUUACCUAAGAAGCAGGAGCCCUGCCCUCUUUUGCAUUUAGCUACUCUACCUGAAUUUUAAAAUGUCAUUUAACUAGAAAAAUAUAUCUUAAGUGUUCAUGGGGAUGUUUUAUUCAUUAGCUGUGAAGGUCAGAUUAAAACCAUUUGUUAUUUUCUACUCAAGCAUUUCCAUGUAGGCACAACUAAAAGCUCAUCUACACUUCCCUUUGCCCCACUGCUUUCCCCCGAGAAAAUCCACGCUCUUUAGCACUGAAUCAGAACAAAUGGCAAUUGGAUUUUCUGCAGAUUGCCAUCUGUUCCGAUUUAGUGCUAAAGAGCAGGUUUUCCAGGGGAAAGCAGUAGAGCAAAGGCAAAACCACUCUGAACAGUGUAUAGAAAGCAUGGGACAAAUGGAAAACUACUUGGACCUGUGCUUUCAAGGCACGGGAAAAGUGGAAGUGUGGACGACGCCUUGGAGAAUUGUUCUGCUGUUGUGGAAGGAGAAGGAAAGCUAUAUUAACAGAGUAAUCACAGGCAUCUUUAUUCAGAGAGAAGGUCCACUGAGCUCAAUGGAACUUGUUUCCAUUUACGGAGGACUGGGGACUCGUUAUAGUUAAAGCUAUGGUUUUCCCAGUAGUGAUGUAUGGAAGUGAGAGCUGGACCAUAAAGAAGGCUGAUCGCUGAAGAAUUGAUGCUUUUGAAUUAUGGUGCUGGAGGAGACUCUUGAGAGUCCCAUGGACUGCAAAAAGAUCAAACCUAUCCGUUCUGAAGGAAAUCAGCCAUGAGUGCUCACUGGAAGGACAGAUCCUGAAACUGAGACUCCAAUACUUUGGCCACCUCAUGAGACGAGAAGGCUCCCUGGAAAAGACCCUGAUGUUGAGAAAGAUGGAGGGCACAAGGAGAAGGGGACGACAGAGGACGAGAUGGUUGGAUAGUGUUCUCGAAGCUACCAGCAUGAGUUUGACCAAACUGCGGGAGGCAGUGGAAGACAGGAGUGCCUGGCGUGCUCUGGUCCAUGGGGUCACAAAGAUUCGGACAUGACUAAACGACUAAACAACAACAAAGGGACUCGUUUAGGAAUAAAAAUGCAUAGGGUUGUGUAAUAAAUCUAAUAAAAUAUCUCUGCAAUAUGACAGGAAAUGUUACCAAGGAACUUAAACUUUUCUAACAUGCGCUUUGUCUUUGUCUGCUUUUUAAUUAUUAGUCAAUUUAGUUGUAGGCAGCAUUUGCCACAAAAAUAUUGUGUUCAGAGUAGUGCACUAGUUCAUCAUGGGGUGGCCAGAUGCAAAAGCAGAUAGGGCUCUUAAAACACCAAGAAAGUGGCCUGGCUAUUCCAACGAUUGAAUCCUUGCCGGAUUCAAAAAUUAGAAGGGACUUGGGCAUACGGCCUAACCCUGUCCCUUCAAAACUCACAACAGUAUGUUUAUUUAGACAUAUGUCCCAUUGAGGUCUGUGGGGCUUACUCCAAGGUCAGCAUGCAAAGGAUUGCUAUCAAACUUGGUCUAGGAAAUCACUAUUGCCUGUGAUUGCUUAACUGCUGGUGAAACAAGCUUUGCAAUAUAUUUUUUUAAGCCUAACUAAAUAUACAUGGCUAGAGGCAAUGGAAAACUUGAAAAAUUGUGUACAGUUAUGGCCACUACAGCACUAAAAGAAGAUCAUCAAGCUAGAAAAGGACAACCAAAAUGAUCGAGGGGCUGGAGCAGCUGCAAGGGUACAACAUUUGGGGCUAUGCAGUUUUAGCAGGCAAAAUGUGGUUAAGAGGGGACCUGAUAGAGGUGUAUAUGUUAAGUUGUGGGUGAACAUAUCAGACGACACAGCGAUUCUUCAAACAACUAUUGUUUAUUCACAGGCCAGGCCAGAACUGAACUGAAGAGUUCAGUCAGCCUGCUUAUAUAGAGCCCCAGUACAACGUUACUGUAACAACUUUCUAAAACUAUCCAAUCAUUGAAUGUCACUUUCGAUCCCUUAUUUGCACAACUAUCUACAGUAUCCCCCUGCUAGCCCAGGGUGAGAACUUCAGUACAUAACAGCAUAACAUUACGCAAGGUGUGGCGAGAGUGGACAAAGAAGUUUUUUCUCCCUUUCUCACAAUACUAGAACUUGGGGCCAAUCAUUGAAGCUGAAUGGUGAUGGGGGAAUCAGAGCAGGCGAGAGAGAACACAACACAUAGUUAAGACUAUGGAAUCGGAUGUAGUGACAACUGCCCAUUUGGAUGGCUUUAAAAGCGGAUUAGACAAAUUCAGGGAGAAUACAGUAAGGCUAUCAGUGGCUACUAGACAAUCCAUUGCCUCUAGUAACAGGGGCAGCAUGCCUCUAAAUCCUAGUUGCUGGGGAGAGUUCUGUUGCACUCCUGCCUUGCCUUGCCCUGCUUGCAGGCUUGCAGAACCAUCAGAUUGGCUGCCGAGGGAACACUGAGCCAGACUGGCAGGCAGGCUUUGGCCUGACCCAACAGAGCACUUAUGUUCUUGCAUUCUUGGAACAGCAUAACGGGAAAGAAGAGUGGGCACACCACAAGCCAUGAUGGCUCUAUCAUUUACAGCUAGGAUUCUGUAACUGGGAUUCCUGCAUUGCAGAGAGCUGAGCUACAAAACCCUUUGGGUCCCUUCCAACUUUACAAUCCUAUGUGUCAGGUGCUGGUGUGGUUGCUCGAGAGCAAACAGGCAAGACUCCGACCUGUCUUUUCCAGGCUUUAUUCUUAGUGCAAACUAUUUACAGUGAAGAGCGUCGUAAGUUCAUGUCUGGCUCAGUCACUAGCAGAAUCUGGGAGUGGUCGGUCCUUGUACCUCCCCCAGCAUAACAGUCGUGUGACCCCCCAACCUUCUCCUCCCCUCCCUGCGCCGAGUGGGCGCUGGCAAAGGGGUACUUCCCUCCUCUCCGGUUUGUGCAGGCUCCAUGUUGAGGCUCUCCCUAGCAUCCCCUGGUCCCACCACCGCCUCUCCACUGGAGGUGGGGCUUUCCUCCUCGCCAGAAGAGGAAUUGCUUCGCAAGAUUUUCGGAGGUUCCCUAUAACACAACUGCCCUUCCACUUCACGCCUCUGAGCUGAUGGCAGUUCCCUGACACUAUGGUUCCAUCUUACCCCUUUCAGCUUUCUAUGGAGGGAGGGUGCUCUACAAUCUUGUCUUCAUGCUGACAGAUGCCCAUUUAAUUUGCCUUUGAGGAACACUUCAUAAUCUCCCUAGGUAGCUUGUUCUAGCUUUGAAUUACUUUUACAAUUAGGCUGUUCUUUCCAGUGCUUAACACAAGUCUUUCUCUGCAUUCAAACACCAUUGGCCUUUGUCCAAUCCUCCAUAGAAUUGGAAGGAACCACUAGGGUCAUACAGUCCAACCCCCAGUACUGCAGGAAUCUUUCGCCUAGCGUGUGGCUCAAUCUCAUGACCCUGAGAUUAGGAAUCUCAUGUGCUGAGCUAUCCCAGUUUAAAAUUUGCACACUUAAUGUUUUUCUUCCAGCUAAAUUCUCAUUCAAUUCAUGUCAAGAGUUUGGUCUGGUUUUGAAUAUUGCACAUUUCAUGGGUUGUUUUCUUUUCUUGAAUUGAAAGGUAUCUCCAAGCAAAGCAGAUUCCAAGGGUGACACUGAGGACAAGGUGAGUGAUUGGAUCCUGGCAAUAUAAGUUCAAUAUAGACCCUUCCUCCCUUUUCUUGGGAUACUUUUCUAAACUGGCUUAAUGUGUACUUUGGGACUGGCUCACACAUGCAUGCACAACCCAACCUACACUGCAAAUAAUUGCAUUUGAUUUGAUAUCAGGCAAUAUUAAAGACUUGUGUUAUUGGUUACUGCAAUUUAUUUAUCUGACUUGCUUUUCAUGCCACCUUUUUUUCAAGGUUCUCUGGGUAGCAUACCAAAUCACUGCCUUGUUUUAUCUCUACAACAACCUUGUCAUGUAGCUCACACUGAGAUACAGUGACUAGCCCAAGGUCAACCUGAUUCCUAGCUGAGUGGGGUUGCUACAUUUUUAAGGACUAUACCUGGGCAGAGGGUGUUUAGGUGCAUGUCAAUAAUGUAAAUUGGCAAAUAUAUAUCUGAGAGUACCUCUUUCAUAUAGGUGCAUGUGUGAGAAAACUAAGGUGUGCUGCAACCCCCUGUUGCAGAGGGGUGUGUGUCUGGGGAGUUCCUUUUUUCUGUUCAAUGUAUGAAAUGGCCCUUAGAACUAAUUUGUUGUUCGCCUGUUUCAGCACUUCUCUUACCAAGCGGGAGCCCCAGCCUAUUAAGAACCCAGACUUUGAUAUUAAAUAUUUCUUUGGCAAUUUGACACAUUUGUGCAAUUGGUUUUGAAAGCGUUCGUUGACGGCAGAAAACUAAAUUCCGCAUAUAAUGGUGCAUUUCUGCAAUAUGUAAAUUUACCUUUUAAUGUAUAAUGUUGUGUCUGAGCACAUGCUUAAUAACUGGGAGGUCUUUACCACUAGGUGGCACCAACUUUAUUAGGAAGCUGGCUGUUCUUGGCCCCUAGAUCAUUUUCUGGAGUGUACAGUGGCCCACAAGACAUCUGUCUUCUAGACAGUCCUAAGCAGGAAGUUAAACAGACUAAAGAAAAAUCAGAAAGCUCCCUACAGCAUAUGACUAUCCUUGGCAGAAGGGCCAGUUUGCAUAAGCAGCAGGAGACUCCCAGCUAUAGUAUAUUGCUUCUGAGCAGCCUUUCUCAAGGAGCAUCAUGAUACCUGUGGCAAGCUCCCAGCUUGUUUUGGGGCUGCAGGACUUGGGACAUUAUGUAGGAAAAGGAAGCAUCUUUUUGUGUCUGCCACCUUCUUGGUCCUGCAUGAUGAGAAGCAGUGGCUCAGGAGCAUAGCUGUCAACGUUUCCCUUUUUUAAAGGGAAAUUCCCUUAUUACAAAUAGGUUUCCUCACAAGAAAAGGGAAACAUUGACAGCUAUGCUAAGGAGUGCAGCACACAUCAUUCAAAACACGCAUUCUAAGUUGCGUUCAUCCAGGACUGCUGCAAAGCUCAGCAUGUGCCUUUUAUGCCUUUGCCAAACGUUCUGCAACACCCCAAAGAUGUAGCUGUUUCUCAGCAGAUGAAUCAAUAUUUGAAAGGGUUCCAUGAAGGCUGAAGGUUUGACUAGUGCACAGAAUGGUGUGCUUAAGCAGUACUCGUUAUAAUAGUGAUUUUCCCCCCUGCUGUAUGAUUGACCUUAACACAAGGGUAGGGGGCAUUUUUAUAUCCUAAAGGCCACGUUUCUUCAUGGGCAGCCUUCUGGGAAACACAUGACACUUGUAUGUGGGGCCCAAUGUAAUGAAAUAAUAAAAAAGAGGAGGCCAAUAGAUGUAACUCUUGAACUUAUUCAGUGGGCUGCGUUCCAGCCACACCAAAGCCAGACGUUUCUUCAGAAAUUCAUCUCUCUCUGUUUUCCACCCAGGCAAACAAGAAACACUAUCACAGUUCAAGGACACAUUCCAGUCAGGCAAAAGCGCUGAGGAGCAGGGCUGCUAAGGGGGGUUACCAGGGAGGGGGCUGUAUUAGAGGCUCACCAGCCCAGCCUCAAGAAUGUUUUGGGGGAGAGACAGUGAGAUAAUUCUUAAAUAAGUGAAACACAGAGUCCUUUACAUUGGAGAGAUGUGUAGAUAUGGGUACUAUCUUAUGACAUUCUAGUGCAUAUAAUUCUUCUCAUGCAUAGGCACAUUUACAAGUGUCACAAAAUAUUUGUUCUGCACUUGUAAGCAAUUGAUUUUUGAGUGUGCAGAACCUGUUUUCUUGAACUCCCUGCCUGUUAAUAUUUGGCCUAGGUUGUACUCAACACUGCUAAAAAGCUCUUUUUGUUAGGGUGAGCACCUGUUGCUCAGUCCCUGCUCCUGCCAACCUAGCAGUUUGAAAGCACAUCAAAGUGCAAGUAGAUAAAUAGGUACUGCUCCGGCGGGAAGGUAAACGGCAUUUCCGUGCAUUGCUCUGGUUUGCCAGAAGCGGCUUAGUCAUGCUGGCCACAUGACCCGGAAGCUGUAUGCCGGCUCCCUUGGCCAAUAAAGGAAGAUGAGUGCCGCAACCCCAGAAUCAGCCACGACUGGACUUAAUGGUCAGGGGUCCCUUUACCUUUACACCAGGAUGUGUGAUUGUAUUAUGUACAUUUGGGUUGUUUUUUUAAGAGAGCUGCUGAUUUUUAUCUGUAUUUUGAUACUGUUGUUACCUGCCCUUUUUAAAGGCUUUUUUUAAAAAAUGAGUAUUUUACGCUGUUCUGCAAACCUCUGCCAUAGAGAUAUUUCUUUGAUUAAACGGUAUAUAUAUCUUGCUAAGUAAAUAAAUGUUGUGAGCGAAAGGACAACACAGCCUGCAGUGGAGACUCAGCUUUGAAUGAUGUCGCCCAAAAGGGAUCUCAAACAGGCCUUGGCGGGCAGCUUUCUGAGAAGACGGCGGCCGAUUCCCACGUGAAAGGCACCAAGAAAAAGAAGCCAGACAGCCCCAGAUUAGGACACAGUACAUUUAGCAAACUGUUUAGGCAUAAGGUUGGUACUGGAGACUAACAAAAAUGGAACCCUGAAUGGCAGCAGAUGAGUCUUCGCAUUGUUGACGCAGAAUGAAAAACUGCAAGGAUCAGACUCCCUGAAGGGCAAAAUCCGGCUUAGUGGGGAGGGAGAAAGAAGGCGUCUUGAGCGUUUUAGAGUCUGGAAAUCUACUCCUUAAGCAACAUCUGUGAAUUCAGGGUUCAGGAAGGAAAACCCUCUAACCAAUUCGUAUUGACCAUUUCCCAUGUUGUGUUAAUAACUCCCUCUCACUAACAAUGCCCGUGCUGCCUUUAACCUGAGGUUCGAUCUGACAAACAAUGAAGUCAAAAAGAGACUAUUAAAAUUACACCUGACCUGCAUGUAAAGCGUUCAGAGAAUUUCACGUGCCAUUAUAUUAACGAUCCUGCAAGUGGCCCAGUGGUUGUGCUAUUUGUGGUGUCUCUUUCUAGCAGUCUUGAAGAAGCUCCAGAAAGCUACUGGACCAGCACUGUAAAACUGAAAUAUAGAAUAACAGAAUUCGAUAUAACUCCCAUCAGUGAAAGGGGGAAAUGUGAAUGUGCGCUCCACUCGUAAGAAGCAUUCCACACCAUAGCGGCCACUUGCGCUUCCAGUGACAAUGAUGGAUCCAAGAGUACCCUCAAGCUACAAUCUUGCUCCUUUAGGAUAACUCUUCAGAUAACUGUAGACAGCUGGUUCCCUGCAACUCCCUCACACUUGUAGAGCAAAGCAGUAGCUGCAAGUCAGCAGUAAAGACCCAGAAUGAAUGCAUGGCUAAUUUUGAAGAAUUGUAGGAUUUGUAUUAGUACAAAAUCGUAGCCAAAAUCACGUCAACGUAUUAUUAUUCAAUAUUAAGUAUCAAUAUUUCUGUUUGGAGAAAAAGAAUGAGAGCAUUCUAUCCUGAGGAAUGCAUAUAGACAAAGAGCCUUGAGCUGUGGAUGGAAAAUGAAGUUAAUUUCUGAGUUCAGAAAUUCCACUCAGACACCCACAUGGAAUUUUUGGGAGUAGAGGGGAUUACAUAAUAAGUGCAUUGAUUUGGAAUAGAAUGGUAGUGGGAAAGGCACUUAGAAUGCUUUGAAAUGAAAAUAUCGUAUCGGUUGCUGUAUUUGAAAAGGAAAGAUCCACACAUUCACCUGAAGGGGGAUGAGCUAUAGAAGUUGUAACUACAAGAUCCUAUUUAGGGUCAAGAGAAGAGUUCUGAGGCUCCAGCCCUAACCGUGCUUAAAAAUAAAUAAAUCUCAGGUAGUUCAAGGGUAAGUAUGUCUGAGUAGACACGAGGAUCAAGCUGGGGAAAGGCUGCUUCAUAGUACGUUUUGGUAAUUAAAUAUAUACAUUGAUAGAUGCAUGCUCACACAUCAGCAAGACGUGCAUCUUGUCACAGAGGGAGAUGUGCAAACUUCAUGCUGAAAUUUAUAAAGUGGCACAGUGAACAGGAGCUGCCAGACUUGCUUCCUGUUGUCCCUGUACCUCAUAUCUUCUAAAGCCAGCACAUGCUUCCUUAAAGCCAUGAUCACCUUCUGAACCAGGGGAACAUUGUUUUUCAGGUCUUAAUGUUAAUACUAAUUUCAACCAAAAGUAUGUUUUCUAAAAAAAAACACCUGAAAUAACAUAAAUACUAAUAGCUGGAUACAAGUUCAUUGGUGCAUUGGGAUUAAAUGAGGAGGUCAUUAUUGUAUACAGUGGUACCUCGGGUUAAGUACUUAAUUCGUUCCGGAGGUCUGUUCUUAACCUGAAACUGUUCUUAACCUGAAGCACCACUUUAGCUAAUGGGGCCUCCUGCUGCUGCCGCACCACCGGAGCACGAUUUCUGUUCUCAUCCUGAAGCAAAGUUCUUAACCUGAAACACUAUUUCUGGGUUAGCAGAGUCUGUAACCUGAAGCGUAUGUAACCCAAGGUACCACUGUAUGAGAAAUUUACAAUGGAAGUUAUGAAUGCAUACUAUGUUUUCAAAAAUGGUCACUUUCACUAGGAAUUUAUGGUGGAACAGGAACAAUUGCAAUGACUGUCACUUUGAACAACAACAAAAUGUCUAAGCACACUUUUUAAUAACAGGAAUGCAAAGCUGAAAAUGAAAGAACUGCAGUUAAAAUAUUAUGUUCAUUUUCCGCAUGGUCUAGUCCUUCCCCUGCCCACCCCCCUAAUAUUCUUAAGAGGGUCUCUUCUCCAGUCUUCAGAGAGUAGCUGGAAGUGGGAAGGCAGAAAAAGAUCCUCCUUUCCUUCCACUCUGCAGUUUUAAUCUGAAAUCUUAGGCGCAGUACUGCACCCAGACCUCAGAAACUGCUUGUGCUAACGAAAUCCCCUGUCGCAGAAUGCACCUAAAACAAUGGGAGUUUUGAACACUUUUCCAAGUUAUAGGGUUUCAUCAUAUCUACCAUAAGCCAAACUGAUCGUGUGACUCUAUCCCUGUUCAUAAUCACAGGUACUGGGUUGUAUGGAAUGACAAAGCCCCAAAUGACUUGUGUAUGUGUAUUUCCUCUUCUUUUAGGCAAAGAAAGAUGCCCAGCAGGCAGCAAAUACCAAAGUGAGUAACACUGUUGAAAAGCAUUCAUGAGUUUCCAGUUGCAAAUAACAUUUCUACAAGUUUCAGAUUAAUAGAGAGCUAACAGUCUCGUACCUGGCAUUUCUCAGGAAUUUUUUUUCCAACAAACUUAAAAAAAAAAUCAGUGCCAUUUUGAAACUAGUGGUUAAAAUCAGUGCAGAACAGUUCAGCCCACCAUCUUGAUUCAAAAUGGCAUCCAGUUGUAUCAAAAUAGACAAAAACUUGCUCUUUGAUCUCAGGAUCCACCAUGUAGAAUUUGGUUACAAUAUCUUAAGUGUCCAAAUGCAUAGAGAGCAAUCAUGUGCCCAAAAUGUGACUUUAAAAGUCAUUUCCUAUAAAAGUCAUUUUCUUUUCGCCCAUGCUAUAACCCAGCCUUCCAGAACUGGUACUCUUCAGAUGUUUUGUACUGCAGUUCUCAGCAGUAUCAGCCGGUGCUGCCAUGCUGGCUCGUGCUGGUGGGAAUUGUAAUCCAAAACAUCUUUGUUGUUUAGUCGUGUCCAACUCUUCGUGACCCCAUGGACCAGAGCACGCCAGGCCCUCCUGUCUUCCACUGCCUCCCGCAGUUUGGUCAAACUCGUGCUGGUAGUUUCGAGAACACUACCCAACCAUCUCGUCCUCUGUCGUCCCCUUCUCCUUGUGCCCUCCAUCUUUCCCAACAUCAGGGGCUUUUCCAGGGAGUCUUCUCUUCUCAUGAGGUGGCCAAAGUAUUGGAGCCUCAGCUUCACGAUCUGUCCUUCCAGUGAGCACUCAUGGCUGAUUUCCUUCAGAACAGAUAGGUUUGAUCUUCUUGCAGUCCAUGGGACUCUCAAGAGUCUCCUCCAGCACCAUAAUUCAAAAGCAUCAAUUCUUCGGUGAUCAGCCUUCUCUAUGGUCCAGCUUUCACUUCCAUACAUCACUACUGGGAAAACCAUAGCUUUUAGAGGGCACUAAAUUGGGGAAGGCUGCCAUAAUGCACGGGGUAUGCAUAAAAAUGUAGGAAUUGAUGCUCUUUCAUAAGCUAUAGUUGUGCCAUGUUAUCUUGUCUCUUUCCCCCAUCCUCAUUAUUCCCCCCCACUUUUUGAAAACACAUUCAGUACACAUUACGCUCCCCGUCCAAGAAUCCUGAGAACUGCUGUUUCUCCAUCACAGAACUACAGUUCCCAGCACCGUUUCAAAACUAUUGUUCCCACAGUUCUUUGGGGGAAGCCGUGUGCUUUAAAUGUGUGUUAAGCUUGAGCUUAAUGUCUGGUGUGGGCCAACACCGCCCCAUUCUGCAAAUCUUUAAAUGGCCCUUUGUCUAUUUACAAAUUCUUGUGUAUGUUUCCAGAUCGCUGAGCAGCCUGUAAUCACUGCUACCGUGACAUCGGAAGCAAACGUCGCUCCACCACAGGAGAGUCCAGCCGCAAAGCAGAACACAAGGGCUCCUGACCCUCCUGCGCCACAACCAGCCACAGUGACAGUGGUUGUCACCAACGAAACUCCAAAAGAAAUAAUAAUAACAAAGGAGAGAUCUUCUUCUACUCCUACACCCCUAAGUAAAUUCUUUCGAAAAAAGGUACAUGUGGAUUUUCUGGAUAGUCGUUUUCAUUUCUGGUCAUAUUGCAGCUAGAUUUAUUUAUAGGAGUUUUUUUCAUAUAUCUCACGAUAGGUCCUGGGUUGACCCAGUGUUGAGAGGUUUCUUAGAACGGAUGAUGCCACAGCAAAGCCAGAUUAAAUGCAGGUUUUCCAUGGGAGAGUCUUUAUUUAUUUACUUGCACAUAUCAAUGACUUCAAAAAUCCAAAAAUUGCUCACUGGGCAGCAGAGCUAAAGAAAAUAACCGCUCAUUUGUCUUAUAUGCAUGCCCUGUCCAUUUCUCAAAAGCUCAAAGCAACCUGCAAUAUAAUAGCAACUUGAAACAUCAAACGUCGCUUUUAUUUGUGCUAGAUUUAAUUACAGCCAAUCUCUUCAAACAUACCUCUAUUAACACAUCAGCUGAGGUAUCCCUAUCAGCAAAAGUAACUGUCAUCAGCAAAUGAGAGCCAAAUCAGUAGCAGGGGUACCAUCAAUACAACAUUAUGUUUUUGGUAAGCCAUAAAAUAGCCAGUCAGUUAGGCUUCCUGGGUGACUGGAUAUUUUCCUUGAACCCAGACGUGCCUGGAAUUUCCUCCCAGGAUACAACUGUUAUCACUAGUGAAACUAAACCCACUGCAUCAACAUAGCAUGAGAGACAGUACACAUUUGGGCUACAGCUGUAGCAGCACUGGCUGUAAUAUGAUUGCACACUAUACUGUUUUUAAAAAAAAACGAAGUCCCAGGAGAUUGCUUCUGCUCUGCCUUAUUGAAGAUGUAUUCUGCUUUGGGAAGAGAACAAACUCCUACAGCUAGAUAACUGGUUACAUCUGGUGAGCUGGAAGACCAAAUGUAACUGCCAAUGGCAUCAGUGCAACAGCUAAUGCCAUAUGCUAAUAAAAUUUACAUCAAUGGGCAUGCAGUUUGACAAGCACCACAUCAAUAUUUGUUGUUUUGGAAUGGUUAAAGGGCUUUCUUUGAACGGUGCCAUUGGAUUUUAAUGUCCAUACUGUAUUUUAUUUCAUAGCUGUGAUUUAAGGUAUUCUGUCUUUCUGUUCGGUCAUCUUUUGUUGCAAUAUAGCAAUGCUGCAUUACAUUUUAUACUAAGAAUAAAAUAAAAGUUGAAGAUGACAUGGUGACCAUAUCACAGCCGCUUAUAAUGGUGCUGGUUCUUUUUAAGGUUGUGUAUUUUGUUGAUUCCUGAUUUAUUAUUUGUUCUAACUGUCUUGUCAGUAAAUUGCAUCAGUUGAGGACCCCUCCAGACUUUUUGUGGGUGUUCGUUAGUGGUGAAUUUAUCCUGGACUGUCUGCUUUAUUAGUUGUUGGGAGAUGCUGCUGCAAUGUUGGGAAGGAGUCUGAAGGGGCACACGUGUGCUAUGGCACAGCAAAUUAUGACCAGCAAACAUUUGUGGUAUGGAAUGUUACAGGGUUUCAGGAGGAAGUUGGGGAGAUGCACUGUUUGGAAAUGCAUCAGUACGUUUGCCCCACUGAAAGCAGGAUUGCAAAUAAUCGCCCCGAUACCACCAUCAGCACAAAUAAUCAUGAAUUCACAGAAAAUGGAUGUCUGGAGAGGUCCCUGAGUUUCUAUUACUACUGUUAAUAACACCACAGGCUAAGUAGCUAAUGGUUACUUCACUCUUGAAUUUAAGCGUGAAACUGGACAUUGUGAUGCAAACAAUGGGCUGCUGGCAAGAAAAGCAGCUCUGUGUUCGGUUUUCUACUUUUUCCUUGUGACUAUUUUGCUAAUCUUGCCCACAUGCUUGACAACAUAGCUUUAUGGGUUUCCCCAACUGUGCUCCACAUAACUGACUGCCCCCUGGUCAGCAGCAGGGUAGCACAUUAUGUUGGUCAAUACCAUGGGAAAUUUCACUUCACGCUACCAAGGAGAAAUGGGAGAACUGGAUCACAGACUGCCACCUUUCAGCAGCAACUCUCUGCUGCCUAACAUUCAGUUCCUCCCCAACAUCUAAUGUUAAGGGUUACCACACCAGUGAGUAAACAGGCAAUAGGGAUUUCAUAGCCUACCUCCUUGGCAUUUUGUUAACCACAGUGUUGCAGAAAUUCCACCAUUGCCAUGCCAAAAGUGGACUGAGCAGCAAUAUUUACAGAUACCAUGGGCAUGUGAAUGUGAGCUUUGUCCAUACAUACAAGGAAAUCACUUUUACUCUUGCUAUACUAUACCACUUCACGCUGCAGGUCGGUGGGAUGGCAUGUCUGAAGUUUCCCUUACAUAAAAAUAAAUGCCAUGCAUGUAGAAAUGUAGCAUACCAGGGGAAAAGGUUCUAAUUUUCCACCUGGCAUGCUAAUUUUAUUUGGGAAGGGAUCUGAUGGUCUGUUUGUUUAAGUCAUUUGUGGACUAUCAACUGAUCUCAAAGUAGUUUAUAUCACUGAAGCAAUUUGUUAGCUUUAUAAGCAGCCAAAUAUAUUCAGGAAGUUACUAGAAAGGAUUUUCUCCAAGGAAACUCUAAAAUCUAGUUGUGUUUCACAGAAGGUGGGAGUGGCAUCCAGGGUGCAAAAAUCCAACCUGUUUCCUAUAAAAAUCUGUCUCUUUAAGUUUGAAAUAAAUGUUCAGCCUUCUGAGAUGAUGGCUCUUAUUCCCGUAAGUGAUUAUGAAUUUCUAAAAUAGGCCAUCUUAAUUUAUCUAAAUGCAUUCCGCUGUUCCUUAACAUUUGUUACAAAUAACCUGCAGACUUCAACAGAUGACAUCGAGGUGAUAAACACGGAGAGGAUCGAAGCAUCUCCCCAAGCCCCAGCUAAAGUUGAAAGCAGAAGUCAGGAAGCAGCAGAAGUAAAGUCCAAAGGAGAUGAGAAGCCCAGCAAAACUAAGGAUCUGAGGAAAUUAUUUAAAUUGGUAAGAGGGGUAUUUUUGAAUCUGUAUGGGAGGAGGUAUAAAGUAUGACCUAGAAGGGAUUAAUUUGUAAAGUAUUUGAAAUAGCCAAACAGAGUAGUUAGAGUACCGCAACAUUUGCUGGUGGCCUAUGGCGGAGCAACUCCUCUCAUGAUCUCACCUCAUGAGGUGAGCACGUACAUCUGCUCCUUCAGCAAGGUCUCCUUCAUGAUCUGACCAGUUCACCUCUCUUCCUUACUCCCACCCCUUGCAACAGGCAUUAUAUUAGAAACAGUCAGACCUAUAGAGUAAACUCACCACCUCCAUAAGUCAUACAACAGAUAAUGGGCACUUCGAAGUUCCAGACAGGUGUGUAUUCUGGAACCAAAACGCUUCAUACAUGCAAGUUUCUUGCAUUCAGUAUGACACUGCCAGCAUCAAAAUGCCAAUGUAUAAUUUCCUCCCAUUUAACCCACAUUUACCCUGAUUUCUGGAGAACCUUAAGGCCAUUCCCUCUUCUAAAUGUUUGUUGAUUUUUCACCCCAUACACUCAGUCAAACAGCACCCACCAGUGAACUCUAACAGGACCUGCCCAAAGUUGUCUGCCUUCAGAAUCACAGCAAGCCUAUAAAGAACACUCGAGGAAAUGAGAAGUCUUAACAUUUGCCCAAAAUUGACAUGUUUAAGGGGCUCCAUAGAUUGGAAAGAGGGAGGUAUGCAUUAUCUGGAUUGGAUUCAUUUGAAAAAGUUCACAAGUGUAAAAACAGAGUUAGGGGAUAAAGAAUCUAGCUAGCAUUGCCUGUUAAAGUCCUCCGUAACCACAGUACUACAGAAACAUGGUAAGAAGAAAUGCAUCUAACCCUUUGUUAUUCUAGCCAGUCAGAGGUGACGCAGUAGUAGUUGCUCCAGAAGAGGUAAAUGGGCAAGCCCCUGAUGCCCAAGUAAGUGUAUGGAUUCGAUCUUCUUUUUGUGAUGGGUUCAGCUGGUAUCUACUUCUGGAGUCUUACUUUGCUGUUUCUUCUUCUUUCAUGGCAGCAAAACUCAUCUGUCCAUUGAGCAUGUUUUGUUCAGCCUCUGACCAAUUGUGUUCCAUGCUUUACUUUCUUCAAAUUUUUCAGCUGAAUUUGGGACUGCUGGGUUUAAAAACUGUCACUAUUGCCUUUGGAAACAAAUCUCUGUAUCAAAAUCAAUUUAAUUUUGCAAUCAAAACCAAAAUUAAUAAAUUGUUUGGGUUUUUAAAUGACCAGAUUUAUCAAAAGCACUGCAAGCAUAUAUCCAAUAGUUCAUAGGUGUAUGCAUUUUAUACAUUUCUAAAGAACCUCUAACAUCAUUUUAAGCUAUCAGAUCUUUACAAAAAUUCAACGUAAGGAUAAAUUAAGACAAUUCUGUCUUAUCUGUAUGUUUGUUCUCAAGUUUGUCUUAAAACACUCCCUAUGUUCUUACUUUUAUGUGUAGUGCAUGUCAGUCUGGCAUCUGUGUAAAGUUCUUAAUACUGUAUCAAGUCCAUUCACUUCAUAUUAACUUACCGUAGUUUCUUCUACAGUAGUGAAAUAAUACAUUUAAAAGUUAAUGGGCUGUAUCCAACACUGCUGUUCUGCUCACACAGCAGAUUUUCACUUAUGCAGAACUUCUCUCUCCUUUCCUUUCAGCCCCUGAUCACCCUCAAUAACUGUUCCAGAGGGUUGGGGGACUUCCAGAGCAGAUUUGGGGUGGAGGGCAUCGCAGGAAGAGAAGAGGAAGGUCCUAUCUUGCAAGUGGAACUCAUGUUCCAUUGCAAAAGUGAACUUCCAACUAGUAUAUUAAUUUACUGCAUUUAAUUAAAGGUUAGCUCUUUAUCUUGCAACCAGUGAUUAUAAGUACCUUUGCUUCUUUUUACCAGUUAUGUACUGUUAAAACCUUUGCCACCAUUAAUACAUAAUGAAGUAGAAAUGGCUGUACUGCAGUCUUCAUAUACUGGAUCAAAUUAUUUGAGAUUUAGUACCUAAUGUGGACAGGACAGGCAGCAGACUGAUAGCUUUCAUUUGUGAAAUGUGGAUACUCCUUGCUGUCCGUUGUGAACCACAAAACACAGGCCUAUUGCUGAAGUCUGUGAGCUAGCAGAAGCUUAUCUUUUGGGGGCUCAGGGGUCCCAUUGGCCCAUCGCAACAUGACAUUGGAAGAUGCACCCAGUGUGUGGGGUGUGUAAGCUCUCUGGAUGAAGGACUGACUGCCCAUGAACCAUAUAUAAGCCACUGUGAGCUCUUUGCAGGAAAAUAAGUGUAACAAAUAAACAUCCCUUCUCAGUUUGCACUGGGUAAAUAGGGGACACUUACUUUUCUUUACGAUGUUUGGUGUGGCCAUUGCACUGGUUGUUAUCAAUUCAUUUAGCUGACCGUCCCUUUCAGUAAGCCUUGAGGCCUUACAUUAUAACACUGUACAUAUGCAAUGUGCCUACAACACUCCACCGUUGCUAAGGGAACAGUUCCCUAUCAGCUCCAUUUAACUUCAUGGUGGUGGCAACAGUAUAGAGCCCUGAAAGAAGAGGGGAGAGGUCACCGCACAGCAAAAAAAGUGCAGAAGCAGGCUGUUUGCCUCACCACUCUGGAGCACUGCCAGUGCAAGGGUCCAUUUGUCCUCUGGUGGGGGCAUCCCCUCGUUGGAUGCUCUGCUAUCACUUUCCUGAUCUUUACCAAAAUGCAGUCCAUCAAAGGUUGAAGAGUUUGAUUGAUUCAGGUCUCGAGUCAACUAAAAUCUCUGGGGCAGACGUGAGUAGAAUUCGUCGGGAAAACUAUGAUCCCGUUAAUCUGGUUUUCCUUUCUCAAGAAAUGCGAGCUGCCUACAAGCUGAGACAGAUUGUUGGGUCUGGAUCAGCAGUUAGGAAGGGGAGUGAUACAGUUCAUUAUUUACAGCUUUCCUUUUCUAUUUCCCUGUGUUCUUUCCUUCAACAUUAAAAUGUGCCAAAUUUGCUGCUUUGAAACAUGCUGAUAUUCUUCCUGAUUCAAAGAUAAGAUGAUAUCCUGAACAUGUUCUUUCCACUUAGCUCAAGGGCAACCUUUUCUUGACACCACCAUUUGUUCUUCACAGUCAGCUGAAACUUGUGAAGAGAAGGAGUGGGAUGAUCUUAGAAAUCACAGGGUGGCUGCAGUGGGGUUGCAUUUUAAAAAAUGCAGAGCUCCUGUGUUUUUCACAGUUUCACGGCAGGUGGAAACGGGGGGGAAACCAAUUCUAUCCUCAUAACUGUACAUCCUUAGUAAUUGCUAGAGGCUCACAUACUUCCUUUAGUGCUUCCCCACCCCACCUUUCCCUUAUGUCAGUCCCUCAGCUUUUAGUUCAAACCAGCCAUGAAUAGUUUGUGUAGACAUAAUGGCCCAGUCUGCAUGGAACACUAAACCAGAUCAUGGCUUAGUGCGAAUGAGCAGGCACGUGGGUUCCUGGAGAGAACUGCUUUGCUUCUUCGCUGGUCCUGCUGCUGCCCCGCUGCAGAUAGCCAAGCCAUGGUUUGGCUUAGUGUUACAUCCUAACCCAGGCUCAUUGCUUAACUAGCAGACAAACCAGGAACUGAGGCCAAAAUUUGUUCUAUGGCUUACUGCUCAUAGUUUGCUUGUAGGCAUGAAGCCAUGGUACAGUCAGCCAUCCCUAGCCUUUAGUCAUGGUUUGUUGUAACCAUGGUGGACAAUGAUGCACCUAAGCUAACCUUUGUUUCAAAUACUGGGCUUGUGUUAUCACAGUGGUUAAUGGUGUGGCUGAUAAGAACUGUAGGUAUUGGGAGAAAUUGAAGAGCUACAGGGAGAAGAAGGGAAGAGCUACAGUGAGGGCAGGAGUGCCAGCAUGGCCCUGCGACCAUGGUUGCCUGGGGCCAUGGGUGCCAUGCAGUGUGCAUGACUAUGGCACCAAAAUUUGUAGGUGCCUGGCCCCUUCAUGGGGAAUUUUGUAGGUGCUCCCAGGGUCCCAGGGAGUUGGCAACUAUGAGUGGGGCUCUCUGCAAUCAAGCAGCCCACACCUACAUCUCUUAAUUAUGGUUUGAGUCUUGAGCAAGGCACUGCUUGUGCACCAGCCUAGACAAUAAAGUAGGGAUGUUUGAAAAGAAACAGCAUGGGAACUUUCUUCAUGCAGACUCCAGAAGCUGAUUCUGCAAUCUGUAAAUGUUAUUAUGUCAGAGGUAUGGAUUCAGAGGUUUCAUACACCAAGGCACGCUGCCUGAGCAAAUUAAAUUCUGAAGAGUUUUAUGUUAACCCACAGGUUGCCUAUAAACCCUGAAAAUAUCAUGACCUGUGACUUUCAGCCACCUUUAAAGCAUGUGUGUGGCUUCCAGAUGUGUAGCUUGGGCAUAACAUCCCAGAUUCACAAUAAUGGCUAAAGGCAGGGAAAGCGGUGCAUAUUAUUUCGUUUCACUUUGUAAUCUAACAUUGCCGUUCACUUCCUCUUUCUUUUAAACAAACUGUAGCAUUUUGUUGUGAACCUUUUGAACUUUGUCCAUAUCCUGUUCUUAUUUCACUCCCUUUACUAUAGUGAACUGUCUUGUAAUUGUUGUUACUUUAGAAACAACAAUAAUAAUAUUUUUUAAAUGAAUGAAUGUAAGAAGUCAUGUUUUCUCCAUUUGCAAUUCCAUGCAGAAUUUUCUAUGGCAUUGGACUACCUUGACCAAAUCAUGGGUUGUAAAUCUUCUGGUGGAGUAUUGUAAUUUUACACUGUGGAAAUUUGUCCGUGCAAUCUUUCUGUUCUGUAGCCCAGUGUUAUUUAUUUGUUAUCUUGAUCUUUCAAAUCUUUCUCUGUCUCUGUCUCCCAUCUUUUGGUUUCAUGCUUCAUGGCUUGGGAAGAGAACACUGUUACUGCUUUGUUGUAAUGUUGUUGUUGCAUGCAUGCAUGAGAAAACAUUGUGUCUCUAGGGUUGUGUUUAGAUGGUAACUUCCUAGGCUCCAUAUUAUAGAUCCUAUUAUUAUGCAAAUUAUACCUGAUGACAUUUCCUCCUCUGCAUAACUAUGAAAGGUGCAGAAGCCCUGAUCUUCUUUGCAUCUAGCCAGCAUAGCUGCCAACAUGAGAAACUGCAUUAUACCAAGUCAGGCCAGCAAUCUAUAUAGUUCAGUACUGACUAUACUGAUUGACAGUGGCUCUGCAGGAUUUGAGAAAGGGGUUCUCCAAGCCUCACCUGGAGAUGCCAGGGAUUUAACUAGGGCCUUUUGCAUGCAAAUAAAGUGGUCCCAUUAGGGAUUCCAAAUUUUAGGGUUAAUGUUAAGUACAAACCCUAUGUUUGAUGUAUCAAUUACUCAUUUUGUGGGUGCUGCGAAAUGUGGGGUUUUCGCUGCAAAACAACUGCAGAGGUUUGGCACAGGUUUGGGGGGAUUCCAAAUUUGGGGGUUCAUAGUUCAUGUCCAGUACGAACCCUGUGUUUGAUGUAUCAGUUACUCAGAUUGUGGGGUGCUGCAAAACACAGGGUUUUCGCUGCAAAACAACUGCAAAACUUUGGCACAGGUUUGGAGGGGAUGCUAAAUUUUGGGGUUUGUACUUAAUUUUCAAAAAGAAACUGCCCUGUCACAAAAAGGGGGGUACCGUUUUGGUUUAGGAAACUGUGGCGGUUAUUGCAGUGUUAAGCAGUACACCAUGCAAAUCCCACGUUCAUCUGCAGCUGGUUCCAGUCAAUUGGGUGAGCGGCAUUGAUUUAAACAGCCCAUGUGUCUUGCCAUGUGGUUCAAAUAUUGCCGCAGCCUUGAAGUCACUAAGCAGCCUUCAGCAAACUGCUACCUCUUAGCCUCAGAACUCCAUCUAUAAUAUGGGAGUGGCAGUCACCCUGGGCUGCUUUAGAGGAUUGUUGUAACUACUACCAAGGUUAUAUUUGUGGCGUGCUUUGGACACUCUCUAAAAACAUGUUAGGAAACACUGUUUGUGGGAUGCCUGAAUAAGAUCCAUCUAGACAUGGCCCUAACUUAAGUGCCUUCUUCAAUUUUUUAUUAUGCAUGGAGAAAUAUAAAAACAACAGACAUGUGUAAAAAGAAAUGCUUUGCAGAAAGCCACUUGUGCAUUUUCCUCCACGAGAGUAGUCCCACAACUGUAAAAAGGGCAACUUGUGUGUGGGGGGGGGGGAGGGUGGCAGGCUGAACAUUAUGAUGUGCAGCCCGAUCCUAUGCAUGUGCAGGGAGAAGUAAGCCCUACCAUGGCUCUUAUUUCCACAUUAAGUGUGCAUAGGAUUGCAGCAAAUAGAUUUUCCACCAUUUGGGUUGAAUGUGCAUUGGAGGCGAAGUAGUUUUAAUUUUAAAUAAACUGGGGGGCCUCCUGCCAAAUGCAUUUCUUUCUUUCUUUCUUUCUUUUAAAAAAUAACUGCUGUUUGAAACUGCUUUAGACACUGGACUUCAAAGACAGGCCCUUGACCCAGGCUGAGAACAGAGAACCUGUAGCUGAGAGGAGCCAAGAGAGUUCAACAGAGAAGCAGCAAGGAAACAAACAGGAAGCCAAAGACCAGCCAGACUCCACAGAGCAACAAACAGCCGAGACAGACUCCCUUCAGAAUGGAGGGGAAGCUGCGAAGGAAAACACUGUGAAGAGGAUAGAGAAGAGACAGUCAUUCGGAGGGUUUUUUAAGGGCCUUGUACGUUACCUUUCAUUUUUCUUUAGCAAUCCUGAUGUAGCCACCAUUCUGGGAAGCUUUCGUGUAUAAGCAUGUUGGGUCUUAGCCUCCAAAUCUGUUCCCAGGAGUUCACUUGUGUGCCACAGUUUGUCAAGUGGGGUUGUUAUGCGUUUGGUAAAGAGCAGGGCCGGUGCUAAAUUUGAGAGGGGCUGGGCAAGGAGCCUUCUGCUUAGGCAUGGACAAAUCUCUCAAUUUUGGUUUCUCAUUUUUCCAAACUUAUAUUCAGUUCUCCAUAUUUCCAUAGCAGUUUUCAACUUUUUUCUUUUUUAAGUCCACUGCAAAAAAAAUAUAUCUGGGUUUUCUCCUAAUCUAUACAAUUUUGUGUGCAAUUUUGCCUUAUAUACACAUUUUUGCAAACAAAAAUUUCCUACUAUGAUGCAUUGUUGCAUGGUGUUUCUGCAUUUUAGUACACAUUCCCCUUUUUAUACAUUUUUGUAAACAAUUUUUGGUUGGAGAACUGAAUUGCAAAAUUCAGAAAAGUCUCGAUUUUAACGGAUAAUUGUGUUAUGGUUCAUGCAUUGUUUGGAGACAUACAAAUUAGAUAUUUUUUGCACUAAAAUUGCAUUAAAAUGCAAGUAAGGUAAAUUUCUCCCUACUACUCCUUCCUCCUUCCACCCCAACCCAGUGCCACCCCUGGUGGUCUCCUAACCUUGUCCGGUGGCAACAGCAGUGGGGUGGCACUUAGUCCAGUAUUGAAUAGAGAAACACUGGGUAAAAAGGCUGAUUCAACAGCUGCCACCAUCAUACAUUUCCUGUGAAUCUUGGACUGUGAACCUGACUGCCUGUUUUACAACUUUUCUUCUGCUGGAUCAAUCCCACUUCUGACCCUUUCCCAUCUCCUGUUCAUAUAUGUGUCAUGUCUUCUAGAUUGUGAGCCUUUGGGCAGGACACUUUGUGCUUUAUUUUUUUCCAAUUGCUAAUCAUUUAGCAGAGGGCACUAAAUUAACAAUAGCAAUACAUAUGUGUAUAUACUGAAAGCACUUUUACUUCAUCUCUUCCAACUGCUUGCUCUAAGGAAAGUAAAAGGGAUAAGCAGAGACUCCUGGAACUUCUUGGGGCAACUGCUAAUAACAUCAUUUAUUUGAGCCUACCUUAUACAUGUGAACGCUAAUGGUGAUUUAUUUUUUUUAACAAUAUAUGUACGUAGGGUCAAAACUUUUAAUAUGUUAGAACUGGCAAAUCUACACUGGUCUAAGCUCUUCUUGCCCACCAGAUCACAUAAGGCCCCACAACAUACUGGCUUUCUGCAUGAAUAAUUCAAACCACAUGAAGGUUAUCUUAUGAAUGACAUUAAAUGCAAAAUAAACUUUCCCAAGACAUGAGCUUUCAGAUGCUACAGCCAGGACUGUAUGGUUUCUGUGAUUCUGCACAAGCACAGAGAAAGUGCAAAAUGGGAUCACUGGGUGCAUAACCUUGUCUUUCUUUUCUUAAAAACCCAAGUUUCUAGUCCUUUUGCUUACCAACCUUAAGUUGCAAGCAUGCAAGCAGUUUCUGACUCAAGAGGUGCUGAAUAAGAUUUCCAGUAGUCUAGGUGUGCUAUUUCAAAAUCCUAGCUCCUCCCCAUAACUUACUAGUUAUGGACAUAUUACAGGUUUUCUUUUGAUACUGUUUUUGUUUUACUCAGCAUUGUGCAGAAUUGUUUUUAAGUGAAAAUUUACACACAGCCUAUUUCACUGUCUGUAUAAAAUGGGCUAUAAGCUUAGUAAGAAUGUAAGUGGAAAACGCCUAUGUGAGGCUCCAACAUAAUCAGCAUUUUAGCAUCUUCAUCAAUAUCUUUACAUCUCUCUCUCUGUUUUUUCCCCGUCAACAGAGCCCCAAACGGAUGUCCGAUGCCGAAGUACAAACAGAUCCAGUAUCAAUUGUGCCUUUUGUGAAACCCAAGUAA
Podarcis lilfordi (Lilford's wall lizard) is the source of this 22746-nucleotide messenger RNA. Lineage: Eukaryota; Metazoa; Chordata; Lepidosauria; Squamata; Lacertidae. The record is from the annotation of a GenBank genome assembly.